AUGACGACUCAGAAUGAGAUGUUUUACGACCUUAACCAGACACAGUCUAAUCCCGGUGAUACAAAUCAAAUAGUAAUCAUUCCUGAUGAGGGCCGAUGCCGAUUGCCGAAGAAAAAAGAUGCAACUGGUGGUAAGAAGGGAAAAAAUCUUGCCAAAGAAAAAGAAAGGCAGAAAGUAACAAAGAAGAUGAAACGUCAACUGGUUGCAGUGCAGCAGAGGAAAGCGAACAAGCUCACGCAAGAAGAAUUAUUCGCCAGCUUAGCUGAAUAUCAGUUAGAUGCGAAGAAGUUGAACCAACUUGCUUCAUCAAGUCACAUUGAGGAUGCCCGCUUUCCGACUAAGAUAAAAGUAUUUUCGUCGAAAACCGUGCUGCCUACAUUAUUCCAUCAAGAAGAACCCACAUUACAGCAUUACUAUCCAACUGACGACGAGAGUAGUGAUGAGGAAGAGCUUGGAAGAAGCGAUUCUAUUCAGGUAGACAGUGUAGAUAGUACCUGUAAUAAGGAAGAAGUCAAUAAGUGCGAUGACAGUUUAUCAAAUGGGUCAAAGAUCACCACGGUGAAGAGGAAGCGUGUCAUAGUCGCUAGAGAUUCCGAAAUAGAAGCUAAACGUUCGCAGCUACCCAUAUAUUCUGAGGAGAUUCCGAUUAUGGAGGCAAUCGAUGAGAACAUUGUAACGAUUAUUUGUGGUGAAACGGGAUCCGGAAAGACUACUCAAAUCCCUCAGUUUCUUUACGAAGCAGGUUACGCAAACGAUGGUCAGCUGAUUGGGAUCACUGAACCGCGGCGAGUAGCAGCUAUUUCUAUGUCCGAACGUGUUGGGCAGGAGUUGGGUGCACCUGACGAAGUUUCUUACCAGAUACGUUAUGAAGGAAAUCGUUCGGAUAAGACACGAAUCAUAUUCAUGACUGAUGGUGUACUGAUGAAAGAGAUGGAGUCUGAUAUUAUGCUGAAGAAGUAUUCUGCUAUUCUCAUAGAUGAGGCUCAUGAGCGGUCGAUGUACAGCGAUGUCCUGAUCGGGAUGUUGAGUAGGAUUGCGCCGCUUCGUGGUAAAACAUCCAACCCUCUAAAGUUGAUUAUCAUGUCAGCAACCCUUCGACUUGAAGAUUUCACCCAUAAAAGAUUGUUUCCCGUUUUGGAACCAAAAGCUGUACAGGUGGAAGCUAGACAGUUCCCAGUUACAGUACAUUUUGAGAAACGUACGCCUGACGACUACAUGGCGGCUACCUUCAGAAAAGUAUGUCGAAUUCAUGAAGCACUACCAGACGGUGGAAUUUUGGUGUUUGUUACUGGUCAGCAAGAAGUGAACUAUUUGGUGAAGAAACUUAUCGCUAGAUAUACUAUUCUAUAUUAUAAAAGCAAAGAUGGCCACGUAUGUCUGCAUGGCAGUAAGAAGUGGAAAAGAAAACGAUUAGAGGAGACAGAGGAUUUGAAAUUAGAAGAUUUCGACGAAAACGUGUGUCUUAAAGUUGUGAAAUAUGACUUCCGAGGAUUUCGUUGCUGUUGUACAAGAGCUGUGAGAUUUAACUUGAGAUAUGUAAACUUAUUGCACAGUACAAUACCUCAUCCACCGAAGGACUGUCAACCACUUUAUUGUCUUCCCUUGUACUCCUUGCUGUCGUCGGAGAAACAACGAAGAGUGUUUCAGCCUCCACCGGAUGGUUCUAGAAUGUGUGUUAUUGCAACCAAUGUGGCAGAAACAUCUUUAACAAUUAGUGGUAUUAAGUACGUUGUGGACAGUGGAUUUGAAAAGCGUAGACUUUACGAUCCUGUUACCGGUGUAUCCCAGUUUGUCGUAGCGCGUAUAAGUAAGGCAUCAGCCGAUCAAAGAGCAGGUAGAGCGGGUCGCACAGCUGCUGGACAUGCAUAUAGGCUCUAUUCAUCAGCUGUAUUUCAAACUUUUGAAGAAUUCUCUCGUCCUGAGAUCCUUAACAAGCCACCUGAUCAACUAGUUCUACACUUGAAGUCGAUGAAUAUUGUUAAGGUUGUCAAUUUUCCGUUUCCAUCUGCACCUGAUUCUGAGGCAUUAGAAGCAGCUGAGAAACGUUUAACAAAAUUAGGAGCAUUGGAGGUUACAACGAAAAAUGGAAAGACCGAAGCCCGUAUCACUCCAUUGGGUCGCACACUGUCAAUAUUUCCACUUGCACCUGCGUACGCGAAAGUUAUUGCUAUGGCGAAUCAACACGGGCUUUUGCCCCACGCUAUUCUACUCGUUGCCGCGCUUUCCGUACGAGAGCCAUUGAUUCCUGUUUCAUCGAUUCGUGGUGAAAGUGUUGAGGAAACAAAGGAAAAGAUGACCCAGUUGCUAAAGAUGAGAAGGGAAUGGUGCGGAAAGGGUCCUGGUCGUCGUCUAGGAGACCUUCUAGUUUUGAUGCGUGCUGUUGGGUGUAGUGAGGCGGAAAGGUGCAUCAUGCAUGGAUUGAGGCACAAGGCAAUGUUGGAAAUACGAAAACUUCGAACACAGCUGACAAAUAUUGUAAAUACGUCAUUCAAGCAGUCUACUGAUGUUGUCAUGGAUCUUUACCUCCCUCCUCCAUCUGACUUACAAGUGCAAUUGUUACGACAAAUUAUGGUGGCGGGACUGGCAGACCACAUUGCUCGGCGUGUAGACCGUUCAUGUGACAAUCAAGAGGUACCGAAAGGAGCUUAUCAGACCAUGAAGUUGCAGGAAUUUGUUUUCAUCGAUCCAUCUAGUGUAUUAUAUACGGAUGAGCCGGAUUAUGUCAUCUAUCAGCAAGUGGUUCAAAUGAAAGAUCGACUGUGCAUGCAGGUUUUGAUGAUGGUCGAUCAUGAGUGGUUGACUAGAUUGGCUGAGAAUUACUGCGAUUUCUCCCCAGUGGAUCCUGAAGAGGCUCCAAGAUAUGACGCCGUAAAAGAUCAAAUAGUGAAGCGUGUAGAAGUUACAUUUGGUCCAUUGAAAUGGAGUCUUAAUCCUGUUGAUCGGCCUGUUCCUAAUGAUAUUAUGCUGUAUCGAUACUUUGCUCAAUUUUUGUUAGCUGGAGAGUACGUGCCAAAAAUGUUGGCACCGCCCACAACUAUGGUCCGGUCAUGGGCGAAGCUGCAGAAGAGGACCGAAACUCUUCUAAACGCUCUUGUGUCAAAGGAGGUAGAGUCCAGAUUGAUAGCUGAGUGGCACAAAAAUGAAGACUAUCUACUUGAAGAGUAUUUGGAAUGGCUACCUGAAUCGUUGCAUGGUCAAGUGACUGUUAUGUGGCCUCCUAUGAAGCGGAAAAGUUCUAAAAUGGGAAGGAAUAAAUUUUAUACCAGAGUUUGA
This is a messenger RNA of Angiostrongylus costaricensis, 3273 nucleotides long. NCBI's taxonomy places the organism in Eukaryota, Metazoa, Nematoda, Chromadorea, Rhabditida, Metastrongylidae. The record is from the annotation of a GenBank genome assembly.